This is a messenger RNA of Purpureocillium lilacinum, 4728 nucleotides long. RefSeq lists its product as uncharacterized. Gene Ontology annotation, cellular component: P-body. The record is from RefSeq and is a predicted model, not a curated record. Gene Ontology annotation, molecular function: protein binding. NCBI's taxonomy places the organism in Eukaryota, Fungi, Ascomycota, Sordariomycetes, Hypocreales, Ophiocordycipitaceae. Gene Ontology annotation, biological process: deadenylation-independent decapping of nuclear-transcribed mRNA.
AUGGACUUGCCGCCGGCUCCGACGCCGCCCGUCAACAGCGGUGGAAUGCCCUCCAAUGCAGACAGGACGUCGAGCCUCUUGAACCUGCUCAAGUUCAGCGGCAACAAUGCCGCUGCCGCGGCCGCCGCGGCUGGCUCUGGCUCCCAGCAGUCUCAGCCGUCCGCCGCCGCCCAACAGCAGCAGCAGCAGUCGCCGCAGCAGCAGCAUCAAGCACAGCCUCAGCAUGGCCACCAGCCCCGGCAGCCAAGCUAUGGCCAGUCCGCUCAGUAUCAGUCGACUCGCCUGCAUCAGCCUGCGCCCACGAGCGCCGACCCGACGGGCCUGCUGGCUGCCCUCAUGAGAGGUGCCCAGGAGCCCGACGAGCCCCGACAGGCUCCCGUCUCCCACGCCCCUGCGCAGACCCAUCAGCCCUCGACCACCUUUGGCGCGGGCUCGCCCUCGGCCGAUACCAGAUCCUACCUGCUCAACCUGCUGAAUCGGCCCAAGCCAAGCCAGACAGACCAGCCGUUGCUCACCGAGUCGGCGCGGUCCAACGGCCCGACGCCCCAGUCUCCGGACGCUGCCGCCGACGUUGGAAGAUACUUCGGCCAGUACCAGCAGCCGCAGCAGCAAUCGCAGCCGCAGUCGCAUGCGAGCAGCGCCUACCAGGCUGCUCAGCAGUAUCAGGCUCGUCACCACGACUCGGAGUCUUUUGCUCACGUCCAGCACCCGGCGUCGAAUGUCAGUUCCUUCUCCUUCGCCCAGACGCAGGAGUCUUCGACUGACAUGUCCGCCAUCUACCACCAGCUCAUGGAUAGCCUGAACCAGUCCUCUCCUCAGAGCCAGCAGACUCACCAGUCUGGCGGCGGCGCUUCCUAUCAUCAGGCCCUCAAGAAGGAGCACGCGUCGCCCGCCGGCUCCCAGCAGUAUGAGCAGUCCCACUUGGGCAGCGAGCGGAGCCCCAUCACGAGCCCCCCAGGCCACGCUCGUGGGCCCCUCGACCGCAGCUCAUCGCUCCAUUCGCAUCAGUCGCUGCACCAGUCCAUCAAGCAGACGCCCCCGGCCGAGUUUGACACUUUUGGACUCCCCGACAAGAACAAGGAAACUGUUGCGGAGGCCGUGCACGACCUCGCCGAGAAGGCGGAUCGCGAUGCUCGCGAGGCGCUGGCCAGAGCUGAGCAGAGUCUUGACCAACCAGAUCUUGCCGAGGGCGUCGAGAAGACGGAGACUCGCGAUGACCAGGAGUGGACUAGCGAGACCGUCCGCAAUGUCGAGAAGCGAAUCAUCGACGACAUCAAGAAGGGACAAAACAAGGUUGAGCCCCCGAGAUAUGAGUCUCCGGAGCCCGCAUACAACGAGUCCGGCGCCGAGGCCCAGGCUGUUGCCGAUAGCUGGGAGAGCGCCGACCAGGAGGAAAUUGUUGUCAUUGAGGAGAAGGAAGCCCCGCCUGUGCGCGUGUACAACUUCCCCAUGAAGCCCUGGAUCUCCAUCUCCCUUCAGGAGGACGCGACCGAGCCUCGGCCCGAGUUCCGUGACGAGUCCAUCAUGGAUAUCGCGCGCCUCAAGAAGGAGUUCGACCAGAUCGACCGCAACCUCUACACGGCAUCCCAGACGUACAUGACCUACGGCAUGUCCAAGCAGGGCGGCCUGCGCGUCAUUCGACAGGACGAUGGCAAGGAUGCCAAGGUCUUUACCGACACCAAGGACCGCAUUUUCAAUGUCGCCAUGUCCGUGACGCCUACUGACAAUGAGGGCGUCCAGCGAGAGGCCAUCAUUGGCACCGGCAUCAGCGGCACCGUGUACUGGGUGCAAAUCAAGGACGGCGAAAAGGACCACAUCGAGGACGCGCACCUGGAGCAGUACGGCUUCGCGCUCCCGCCCAUGGCCUCUCACGACGGUGACACCCCUGGUGGCGUCCUCAAGACUAGAGCUCGCGCGUCGACCAUCCACCCCGAGUAUUUCGCCGUUGGCCGGGGCAAGUCCAUCAACUUCAUCUGGCCGUCGUACAUCUUGCAGAACAGUCUUUUCAAGACGGGCCACGACCGUGUCGUCGAUACGGAGACGCUGCUCAAGCAGUGCUCUCUCAAGAUCAAUACCGGCAAGGCCGGCAAGGACUUCACCUUUAGCCAGGACGAUACGGUUGUUGUCUCCCUCGACAAGUCUGGCCGGGUCAAGUUCUGGGAUGUUCGUGACCUGACCGCUGUCAAGGAGGGCUCUGACCCGCGCGCUCCCGUGCCCGCCCAGACGUCGCUUGAGGUUAAGGAGCCUCUGAUGACGCUGGCGAGCACUCCGGAGGGCGAAAAGGCUUGGCCCACCUCGGUCCUGCUUCUCGACAAGCAGCGCCCCUACCAGAAGCGCUGCGCCCUGCGCUACAUGAUUGUGGGCAUGAAGCAGAACCACACCCUCCAGCUGUGGGACCUUGCCCUCGGCAAGCCCGUCCAGGAGUUCAACCUGCCUCACAGCAAGGAGUCUGAUGCCGUCUGCAGCGUCAUGUACCACCCUGCCAGCGGCAUGAUUGUCAUUGGCCACCCCACACGCAACUCGGUCUAUUUUGCGCAUCUCUCGGCUCCUAAGUAUAACCUGAAGAGCGUAUCGCAGGCAGAGUACAUUCAGCGGCUCGUGGCUCAAGACUCGUCUAUCCCGCAGCCGGAUAGCACCGCUGUGAUAAGCGGUGUCCGCGAGUACUCGUUUGCCAACAGGGGCGUCAUCCGAAGCCUCGACAUCCUUUGCACGCCUGCCAUGGUCCAGGACGCCGACGAGCCGACGUUGUUUGAGCUAUACGCGAUGCACUCCAAGGGAGUUGCUUGCCUUCUGAUCAGGCAAAAUGAGCUUGGAUGGUCCAAGGAUAACAAGGUUCUCGACGCCGUCGAUGCGGUCAAGGAGGGCGUGGUGACCGUCUCUAAGCUCAAGACGCCUCAGCAGCCUGAGCUUGGCACCAACGGAGACGCCCAAGUCCGCAUCGCCAACCGCAGCAAGGAGUCGCUUCAGGCGACGCCAGCACCGAGCGACGUUGCCCAGCGCGGCGCGGAGUCAGUUACGCCAGUCAAACUCAAGAACGAACCAAAGGAGACGGAGACGCCGGCCCAGUCUUCCAAGGAGAGCCAGCCCGAGAAGCCCGAGAAGAAGUCGCGCAAGAAGAAGGGCAAGGAGCCCGAAUUGGCAGCUAAUGGCACCACCAACUCUCCGCGCGUCGGCUCAAAGCCCGAGGCGCCCAAGGGUGCCAACAAUGUGGUCGCUAAUGGCGUCUCCGCAGAGGCCCUCGACUCUGCUAUUGUCGGCAUGGAGACACGCCUGACGGCGGCCGUGUCGGACACGCUCAAGUCGUCGCUCAAGAAUUUGCACGGCAAGAUUGACGAAGGCGCUCGCGUCCGCGACGAGAGCUUCAACCAGCACCAGAUCAAGCUGCUUGACAUGGUAUCCGAGGUACUCAACGAGAACACUCAGAAGGUGCUCGAGUCCCUAAUCCACCAUCAGUUCACUGAGCUGGUCAUCCCUGCCAUUGGCGACCAUGCUGGCAAAGCCGUGACGGACUUGCUCCAGACCAAGCUGCAGCCCCAAGUCGCGUCAUCUGUGCAGAAGGAGAUCCAGGGCUCCCUGCCCCACGCCCUCAACCGCUCCCUGCGGUCGGCAGACUUUGUCAACGCCAUCUCGGACCGUGUCGGCGCGGCUGUGACGUCUGGCGUUCAGCAGGAGGUCCUGAACACACUCACCCAACGCCUGACUCCCGCAUUCUCCAACAUUGCGAGCCAGAGCGCCCAGCGUGUUGCCGGGGAGCUCCAUCAGCAGUACCAGGAGCAGUUUGAGCACAUGAAGGCGCAACAUGCGGCCGAUGCCAACAAGAUCGACCAGCUGCUCAACUACGUCAACCGACUGACCGACAUGGUGUCCACCAUGGCCGCCUCGCAGACCGCAUUGCAGCAGGAGUUCCUGAAGCUCAAGCAGCAGCCUGUUCACGAGCUUCCUGGUGGUUCCGGGGCUCAGGGCCAACAGGGCCACCAGAACAUUCCUCAUGGAUACCCUGGCGGCAUGGCCGGCAGUAACGCGCCGAGCCACCACGGAAGCUAUCCUCCCAGCCAGGUUAUGAGCCAGCAAUACUCGAACAGCCAGCAGUAUCAGCGUGGAUCGCAGCCGGUGACGAGCCCCCAGGGAACUGGUGUCGCUCCGUCUGAGAACGUCGGCCCGACCGGUGUCAGCGCCCUCGCUGGCGCUUUCGCCAACCAAAUGAGCCGCAGCGAGGCCGAAGCAGAGUACGAGCUCACUCAGCGCAUCCACAAGAUCGAGAUGGCCAUCCAAGACGGCCGCCUCCAGGAUGCGAUGAUUCAGUGGAUCCAGAGUGGCCACGAAAAGGAGAUUUUCAGGCGCUGCUUGAGUGGCUACGCGCCCAACCGCUUCGAGAGCCUGGCGCCGCUGCUCUUGUUGGUCGUGAUUGCUACCAUCUCGAAGGACCUCAAGCCGGGCCCGCGCCUCAAGCAGGAGGUUGACUGGAUCGAGAUGGCGGUGCGCGCAUUUAGCGACAGCCUGCCCAACUAUGACUGGGAGGGACAGGGACAGAACUUUGGCGAAGUGAUGAAGAGCGCGUCGCAGACGAUGCAGCUUCUCGUCGCCAGGCUUCAGCCGUUCCUGGAUGCCUACAACAGCGGUUACCCGCUUGAUCCCUUCCUGGCCGGUGUGGACAAGGGCAAGAUUGAGUGGAUCGUGGGCGCGUCGGAUCACAUUCAGUCGUUCAACUCGCACCACCGCUACGACUAG